GCCCUGAAUGACAUGCAGCAACAUUGCAACGCCGCUGAACUGCAGGCGUUUCUGACAAGCAUCGCCAGGGCACGAGGUGUGUUCAGGACUGGAGGUGGCGAUGAGACUUCAUCGUAUGAUUGCUCCAAGAGUUUUGUGGAUAUUACUGUCGUGGGACCGCCCUACACAGCACUUAUGCCCAUCGCAAACCCAGAUGUGUGCGGUUAUGCUACAGACGGUGCCAGUACUUGUGACGCAGCACCUCCCUUUGGAAACGAUGCACGCUUUUGCUGCUGUGAAGAGUUUCCUGGCGACUGUGUCGUUGAUCCUCAGCGCCACAUCCUCCAGCACAUCUUCGUCGACCACCACCUCCUUGUCAACCAGCACAUCAUCCAUCUCAUCCAUAUCGUCCAGCUCUUCUACGACCAUGUCUCAGUCGUCUACCUUAAGUACGAGCACGAGCACAUCAUCUACGCAGUCUCGCACUGCAACGACCUCGUCUCAGUCACUCACCGCAACGUCCCUGACUUCCACAACAUCCAUUUCCAUGUCUUCGACUACUUCGGCAUCAUCCACUGCAAGCUCGUCGACGUCCUCCUCCCUGAGUUCUACUUGGACUUCGACGUCGACAUCCUCACAAGUUCUGCCCAGCCCCCUCCCUGCGGCGAGAGAGCCUGGCGCUACGGGCAGCGUCGGAGCUGGGCUGCUGGUCUCGGUGACUGGGUGAUUCUGUGCUCCUUGUCCCUCUCGGGUCUUCUCGGUUUAGCGAUCCAUCUCCGAAAGCGCAGAGCUCUUGGGGCGGAUCUUCGGGACUCCCCUGCACCUCCUUCCGAGGAGGUAGAGGAGGCCGAUGAUGACUACGAUUGCGAGGCGGUGGAGUCAGACUCCAAGGACCGGGCUCCGCCGGUUCUAAACCAGGCAAAGCUGAAGAGUUGGGUAGAGGAAGACCCGACGAUGCCCAGCGGAUCUGCCGACGAUCCUUUGGCUGCCGAGUCUCCCGACAUCCAGGAUACGCCGUCUGAUGAAGGCCCGGUUGGCGGCUUUGCUGCUGAUUCCAGUAUUGCUGCCCAUGACAGCCCAAGUGAGGAGGAUCUUGCUGCGAUGAGGGAAGAUAUCGGAGAACUGAAGGGAUCUGAUCAGAGCUUUCCGGACUUCAUUAUCGAGAUUUGA
Molecule: messenger RNA, 1149 nt
Organism: Symbiodinium necroappetens
Lineage: Eukaryota; Dinophyceae; Suessiales; Symbiodiniaceae
Source: the annotation of a GenBank genome assembly